CACCCACCCCGCAAGGCCUGCUGGGAAAAUGUUUUGGCAAGCAGACGCGUGUGUGUGUGCAGAGAGAUAUCGCUGAAACAAAACAGGGACAGAAGAUAGAGCAGUACCUUCUUUUUUGGCUCUUCAGCUAUCCAAGUUCCUCUUGAGCCACUAACUGACGGUCCCUCUGAUGGGCAAAGUGAAGGGAAAGGCUGGGCCCUUGUCUCAGAGGCCAGACAACUCAGCUUUCAAACAGCAGAGACUACCUGCCUGGUCUCCCAUGCUAACAGCUAACACUGUGCUGCCAUUCUUUUAUUUAAUGGCUUUGAUAUGCAUGCUGCUGGGAGUAUGGCUGCUUCUCACAGUGCAGAGCACGCAGGAAUUAAAGCUGGACUACACAGAGGCCGGGACAUGUAAUAUAUGCUUUGAAAAGCGUAAAAAUGUGAACAAUGCAGCUCAAAGCUGCAGCUGCACUGUGGUGUUUCCUGUUGAGAAAGCAUUCAAGGGAGAUGUCUUUUUCUACUAUGGCCUCCGAAACUUCCACCAGAACCUCCGCAGAUACAUGGACUCCAGAGAUGAUGCACAGUUGGUUGGAAGAAAGCAAAAAUUACAGAACCCCAGUUCGUACUGCUGGCCAUUUACAAAAGACCAAAACGGACUCCCUAUUGCCCCCUGUGGUGCUGUGGCCAACAGUAUCUUCAAUGAUUCCUUCACUCUGACCUAUCUUGACCCUGGCAGUCCUUCAUCUCAGGUUCCUCUGCUACGGAGGGGCAUCACUUGGUAUACAGACAAAAAUAUCAAGUACCGCAACCCAAGGACAGACAACUUGACACUGGCUGAGGUGUUUGAAGGAACAGCACAGCCUCCAUACUGGCAGAAGCCUGUGUAUGAUCUUGAUCCCCUCGACUUGACCAACAACGGCUUCAUCAACGAUGACUUUAUCGUAUGGAUGAGAGAGGCAGCUUUCCCCAACUUCAAGAAGCUUUAUGGGAUAUUGCACCGAGCCAAUAAGCCCUUUACGAAGGGGCUGCCAGCAGGGAAUUACAGCAUGGAGAUAGCCUACAACUUCCCUGUGCAGCACUUCCAAGGCAGAAAGGAAGUGGUGCUGACUACAUUGACCUGGUUUGGGGGUCAGAACCAUUUCCUGCCCAUUGCUUACCUAGUAACCAGCAGCCUGAUCCUACUGAUAGCCAUCCUCCUCACUGUGGUCUGGUGGAAGUUUGGGAAGGAUGGGAAAAACGUGCAAGAAUGAAGGGUAAGACGUUUUCUGGGAUGGUGGAAAACACGUAGCUUAAAAGAGACAACAAAUCUGAAAUGGGCAGCACAUUGAUGUGAGCAAAUGGAUGGAAAUGGGAACGGCUUCAAAAACAACGUUGGUACAAUACCACCGCAGCAUGUGUUUACAACUUUUAUUGUGAUGAUGUUGUUCUGAACAACCUACUGACUGCUGGGUGAGUCAGCAGAGGCUUCAAGCUUUCUUGUACAUGUUGAUUUCACUUGAAGAACUGCAUUUUUUUGCAUUUUUAAUACACGCCAUUUUGUUCAUGUACUGUUAAUAUUUAUUAAUAUGAUUUGAAUAUACUUUAUUCCAGUAAAAAUUGCUAAAGUCUAGUCUCUGUAGUGUUAAGGCUGAAUUCCUUUGAGAAGUGCAUCAAUAUAUAGAGAACUGUAAAGUGAAAUUGUAAAAUUGAAUAAAGGUGUAUUUUUGUGGAAAA
Scatophagus argus is the source of this 1694-nucleotide messenger RNA. RefSeq names its product transmembrane protein 30C (gene cdc50c). The transcript has 7 exons. Gene Ontology annotation, biological process: phospholipid translocation. NCBI's taxonomy places the organism in Eukaryota, Metazoa, Chordata, Actinopteri, Scatophagidae. Gene Ontology annotation, cellular component: Golgi apparatus; endoplasmic reticulum; plasma membrane. The record is from RefSeq and is a predicted model, not a curated record. Bases 170 to 1231 code for a protein of 353 amino acids.